This is a messenger RNA of Columba livia (rock pigeon), 3445 nucleotides long. It is a transcript of the gene KAT2A, whose product is annotated as lysine acetyltransferase 2A. NCBI's taxonomy places the organism in Eukaryota, Metazoa, Chordata, Aves, Columbiformes, Columbidae. Gene Ontology annotation, molecular function: histone H3 acetyltransferase activity; protein binding. Gene Ontology annotation, biological process: chromatin remodeling; positive regulation of transcription by RNA polymerase II. The coding region runs from base 131 to 2542 and encodes 803 amino acids. The transcript is spliced from 18 exons. The record is from RefSeq and is a predicted model, not a curated record. Gene Ontology annotation, cellular component: ATAC complex; nucleus.
CGGGGCUGCGGGCGACGUGCGCCGGCCCCGGGAGCACCGGAUCCUGGUCCCCCCACCCCGCAACGAACUACCGAUCCCGGCGUUCCCGGCGCGCAGGCGCAGUGAGCGCGGAACGCACGCCGAGCCCGGCAUGGCGGAGCCGGAGGCCGCGCAGCCCGGGCGGCCCCCGCCGGGUCCGGGAGCGGUGGCGGGGAGCGGCGGGGCUGGGAGCGGGACGGCGGCGGUGGCGACAGGAGGAGGAACGGGGUCCAGCGACCCGGCGCGGCCCGGGCUGAGCCAGCAGCAACGGGCGAGUCAGCGCAAGGCGCAGGUGCGGGGGUUCCCCCGCGGGAAGAAGCUGGAGAAACUGGGGGUCUUCUCGGCCUGCAAGGCUAACGAUGCCUGUAAAUGCAAUGGCUGGAAGAACCCCAACCCUCCCACCGCCCCCCGCAUGGACCUGCAGCAGCCGGUGACCAACCUGAGCGAGCCCUGCCGGAGCUGCGGCCACGCGCUGGCGGACCAUGUGUCCCAUCUGGAGAACGUCUCGGAGGAGGAGAUCAACCGGCUGCUGGGCAUGGUGGUGGACGUGGAGAACCUCUUCAUGUCGGUGCACAAGGAGGAGGACACGGACACCAAGCAGGUGUAUUUCUACCUGUUCAAGCUGCUGCGGAAGUGCAUCCUGCAGAUGAGCCAGCCAGUGGUGGAGGGGUCCCUGGGGAGCCCCCCCUUUGAGAAACCAAACAUCGAGCAGGGAGUCCUGAACUUUGUCCAGUACAAGUUCAGCCACUUGCCGCCAAAGGAGCGGCAGACGAUGUACGAGCUCUCCAAGAUGUUCCUGCUCUGCCUCAACUACUGGAAGCUGGAGACACCGUCCCAGUUCCGGCAGCGCUCGCAGAACGACGAUGUGGCCACCUACAAGGUCAACUACACCAGGUGGCUGUGCUACUGCCACGUGCCGCAGAGCUGUGACAGCCUCCCCCGCUACGAGACCACCCACGUCUUCGGGCGCAGCCUCCUCAAGUCCAUCUUCACGGUCACCCGCCGGCAGCUGCUGGAGAAGUUCCGAGUGGAGAAGGACAAGCUGGUGCCGGAGAAGCGAACGCUGAUCCUCACCCACUUCCCCAAGUUCCUGUCCAUGCUGGAGGAGGAGAUUUACGGCGAGAACUCUCCAAUCUGGGAGGCUGAUUUCACCGUGCCGGCUGCAGAAGGUGCCCAGCUGGUGUCUCGUCCAGCUGCUGUCAGCACUGUCACUGUGCCCACCACUCCGCUCUUCAGCAAGAAGCUCAGCAACAGCAGCUCCGCUGCGAGCAUGGACACCAGCGCCCCAGAGCCCCUGCCAGGGGAGAAGCGGAAGCUGCCCGAGAGCCUGACGCUGGAAGAUGCCAAACGGAUCCGUGUCAUGGGCGACAUCCCCAUGGAGCUGGUGAACGAGGUCAUGCUGACCAUCACGGACCCCGCUGCCAUGCUGGGCCCCGAGACCAGCCUGCUGUCGGCGAACGCGGCGCGGGACGAGACGGCCCGGCUGGAGGAGCGCCGCGGCAUCAUCGAGUUCCACGUCAUCGGCAACUCGCUCUCGCAGAAAUCCAACAAGAAGAUCCUGAUGUGGCUGGUGGGCUUGCAGAACGUCUUCUCGCACCAGCUGCCCCGCAUGCCCAAGGAGUACAUCACUCGCCUCGUCUUUGACCCGAAGCACAAGACCCUGGCGCUGAUCAAGGACGGCCGGGUGAUCGGGGGGAUCUGCUUCCGUAUGUUCCCCACCCAGGGCUUCACCGAGAUCGUCUUCUGCGCCGUCACGUCCAACGAGCAAGUGAAGGGCUACGGGACGCACCUGAUGAACCACCUGAAGGAGUACCACAUCAAGCACAACAUCCUCUACUUCCUCACCUAUGCGGACGAGUAUGCCAUCGGCUACUUCAAGAAGCAGGGCUUUUCUAAGGACAUCAAAGUCCCCAAGAGCCGCUACUUGGGGUACAUCAAGGACUACGAGGGGGCAACCCUGAUGGAGUGUGAGCUGAAUCCCCGCAUCCCCUACACCGAGCUCUCCCACAUCAUCAAGAAGCAGAAGGAGAUUAUCAAGAAGCUGAUCGAGAGGAAGCAAGCGCAGAUCCGCAAGGUCUACCCUGGCCUGACCUGCUUCAAGGAGGGCGUGCGGCAGAUCCCCAUCGAGAGCGUCCCCGGCAUCCGAGAAACGGGAUGGAAACCGCUGGGGAAGGAGAAGGGAAAAGAGCUGAAGGACCCAGACCAGCUCUACAACACCCUGAAGAACCUCCUGGCCCAGAUCAAGACCCACCCCAGCGCGUGGCCCUUCAUGGAGCCGGUGAAGAAGUCGGAGGCGCCGGAUUACUACGAAAUCAUCCGCUUCCCCAUUGACCUGAAGACCAUGACCGAGCGCCUGAAGAACCGCUACUACGUCACCAAGAAGCUGUUCAUCGCCGACCUGCAGCGCAUCAUCACCAACUGCCGCGAGUACAACCCGCCCGACAGCGACUACUGCAAGUGUGCCAACACCCUGGAGAAGUUCUUCUACUUCAAGCUCAAGGAGGGGGGGCUCAUUGACAAGUAGGGGGGGCUGACCUGGACUCUCCUUGGUCACCGGACCCCUGUGGGAGGGACAGGGCAGCCUGUGGGCCCCAGCCCUGCUCCGUGGGCAGUGGCUGUUGGAGGGUUUGAUGCUGCUGAGCAGCCUGGGGGAGCUGGGACUUCCCUGGGGGGGGCUGGUGCUUUUAUCCGUGAGCUGUUGGCUGCCUUUCCUAUGGGGGUGUGAGCAGCAGGGCUCCAGCCACCUCAUUGGGAUCUACCCGGGGCAGGGGCAGCACUGAGUUCCUGCCUCUCCCUGGGGGCCGGGAGCCCCCCAGCACUGGUGCUUCCCCCCUCCCCAGGGUCGUGCCUUCUGCUCCGGCUCCCCACGACGGGGCGGUUUGGUUUUCUGCUUCUGCCCGUGCACAGGCAGCCCCUGCCCCUCUUGUUGAAUGUACGGCAGGGCCAGCCCUGCCUGCCCCAGCCUGCGGGCAGAGCUGCUGCUCUUGGGCUGGGGUCCUGCUGGGAUGGGGGCUCCGCCUCUGCACCCCGCAGCUGCCUCUACCAGCUCUUCCCUCCCACUGGGAGCACGUCUGCCCCCAGCCCAGCCCCUGCCCGUGGGCUCUGCUUCUGCUCGCCUCCCCCCUUGCUGCCCCCUCCUUGCACCUCGUGGGCUGUUUUCCCUCUGCCCCUCGGUGGGUGCUGGGCUGGGGAGCGCACACACCCCCCCCCCCCCCCCGCAUUGAUUGUCACCCACCCUUGCUUGGUCCCCUGCUGCCUUGUCCUGUGCUGUCAUCGCUGGGUGGGUGCUGGUGAUGCCCUGCGGCUCGCUGACCUCGUGGGGGUGGGACCAGCCCCUGCCACCCGGUUCCACUUGACUGUUGUUUUGUUUGGUUGAUUGUUUGGUUGUUGUUUUGUUUUUUUUUUAAAUAAAUGUUCUUGUGCAGAA